Candida tropicalis MYA-3404 is the source of this 1161-nucleotide messenger RNA. It is a transcript of the gene MDM34, whose product is annotated as ERMES complex subunit. NCBI's taxonomy places the organism in Eukaryota, Fungi, Ascomycota, Pichiomycetes, Serinales, Debaryomycetaceae. The record is from RefSeq and is a predicted model, not a curated record. Gene Ontology annotation, biological process: mitochondrion organization; phospholipid transport. The coding region runs from base 1 to 1161 and encodes 386 amino acids. Gene Ontology annotation, cellular component: ERMES complex. The transcript has a single exon. Gene Ontology annotation, molecular function: lipid binding.
AUGUCAUUUAAAGUCAACUGGAAUACAUUAGAAACCGACGCUUUGACGAGUUGGACCAAAGAUUUAUUGACGUCAGCAUUAAAUUCUGGUAAGUCUCCAAAUAUUCUUGCUUCUGAAAUAACUAUAAAAGAUUUGAAUUUCGGGAAGAUUGCCCCGGAUUUCGAGAUUUUAGAAAUUGGUGAAUUAGAUAAAGACAGAUUUAGAGGCAUUUUUAAGAUAAAUUAUCAGGGCGAUUUCCACUUGACGUUACACACAAAAGUACAAUGUAAUCCAUUGAACAACUACUUUCAAAAUAGUCUAGAGAAUGAAAUUGAUAAUCAAGAACGCCACCAAUUCAUAACACCUAAUUUCUUGCUCAGUAAAGAGCGAUUUCUGGUCCCUUUGGAUUUACAAUUAAGUGAUAUCAAACUUAAUGGUAUUGCCAGUGUUGUAUUCUCCAAAUCAAGAGGUGCUACAGUUGUUUUCAAGAAUGACCCAUUGGAAGGAAUCAAGGUUAAUUCCACUUUUGACAAUUUUGAAAUGUUAUCUUCAUUUCUCCAGAAGCAAAUUGAAAAGAACUUAAGUGAAUUAUUUAGAGAGACUAUGCCUAGUGUUAUCAACAAACUAUCUAUUAAAUUGUUGGAUAUUGAGUCUGUCUCGAGUGCAGCUGCAGCAGCCAAAGCUGGUAGAACUAGUCUUGAAAAGUCUUCUUCCUCGUCAUUGUCAUCCGACACCACAGAAAACAACACACCAUCGUCACCUAUGGGAAACAAUAGUCUAGAGGAAGAAAUAUCUAAGAGAAAUUUGGUACAGAUUGCUUCUCUUUACAGAAGCAGAGAAACCAUGGGAUUGUCCAUACCUAAAAUGGAUGUUACUACAGGUACUAGUCGAAAAGUUAUUAUCAAUCCACAGAAGCAUACAACUCCAAAGAGAAGAGUUAUAAAAUUGCAUAAGAAGGCGGCAAAGGAGGUUGAACCAGAACCAGAGGUCAAGCCAACAGUCGAUGUCAAGAAAGAAAAGGAAGAAGUUGUUCAUGCUGUUUCUGAAAAAGUAAACAUUCAAAAUCACGAAUUCUUAUUUUCCCAAAUUGGAUUGGGUGCAUUGAAGACUAUGAAUAAAUUCAAUGAGAAAAUGCUAACACCUUCUCCAGCAACACCACCACCAUAUUCCUAUAGUAUAUAG